Messenger RNA from Daktulosphaira vitifoliae (grape phylloxera), 960 nucleotides. RefSeq lists its product as uncharacterized. Gene Ontology annotation, cellular component: dynactin complex. The transcript has 3 exons. The record is from RefSeq and is a predicted model, not a curated record. The coding region runs from base 200 to 772 and encodes 190 amino acids. Lineage: Eukaryota; Metazoa; Arthropoda; Insecta; Hemiptera; Phylloxeridae. Gene Ontology annotation, biological process: cytoskeleton-dependent cytokinesis.
AUGAAUCAUAAAUGACAAUAUUAUUAGAGCUACAAUUAUCAAUUAGUGAGAAAUAUUAGUUAAUAAAUAUACAUGAUUUCAUUUCAAACAAUUAAUGUUUGAUGUUUAUUGAAAAUUUUAUUUUAGUUUAAGCAACAGAUUUGAAAUUUGAAAUAAUUCAUUAUCGUGAUAUUAAAAAUAUAAUAUUUUAUAAAUUAACAUGGACGAAGAAAAACUAAGGAUUUUAGAAAAAUGUAUUUCUUUUUUAGAAUUAAAAGUUUAUGGCUUAAAUAAUCUCAGCCGAACAGCUUUAUCAUCUGGAAAUUUAUCUGAUGAAAUAACUAAAGUCGAAAAUACUAUUAGUAAUGCUUGUAUAGGUCAUCCUAAUGCUACAGCAUUACUUGGUCAUGUAAAAAUUUUGGAUCAGUUAAUGGAUCCAUUCUAUGAUGAUCAUCAGUUAGAAACAUCAAAGAGAGAAGUUAUUCUUUCAGGUGAAACUGAUAUUAUUGAGUAUGCACAUCAGUUAAAAAUUUUAGGACAAAAUUGGCCAGCUUUAAAUAAUAAAUCUUAUGGUGAAUUGGACAAAUAUACAAAAGAUAUUGAACAUCUUAUUGAAAAUGAAAGGAUACAACGAGAUUUAGUAAAAGAACAAACAACGCAUUUACAUAAAUUGUUAUUUAGGUAUGAACAGUUAAUGUUACAAUUUUCCUUAGCAUUUGAAUCAUUAGAAAAGGUUAUUACGGAGUUGGAAUAUAAAGUAUUAAAGAAAACUGAGGAAGAAAAUGAAAUAUGAUUUUUUUUUUAAAUUCUUUUGUUAGAUAUAAUGAUUAAUUAAGAUAUUGUUACUUAGUAAUUAUAAAUAAAUGUAUAUUUCAUUUCCAGAAAUUAAUAACAUUAAAUUAAGUUAUGAAGUUCUGCAUUUUUGUAAAACUAUUUAAUCUAUACUUUUGAAUUGUUAAUAAAAUAAAUAAAUACAAUCAA